Molecule: messenger RNA, 315 nt
Organism: Dicrocoelium dendriticum
Lineage: Eukaryota; Metazoa; Platyhelminthes; Trematoda; Plagiorchiida; Dicrocoeliidae
Source: the annotation of a GenBank genome assembly
AUGCCCUCCCCCCUUCGUUUCGACUUCAUUCACCACAUUCUCCAUCGUUUCGUUGAGGGAGCUAUAUCCGCCACACAAGCAAGCCCCCUCAAACGCAAGCGAACCUCGCUAGAUGGUCCUCUCCCCUCACGUGACGUCACCCAUACUGCACUUCCCCAUCCACCACCUCUAGCCACCAUGACCUACGCCACACAGCUAGGCGCCUCGUCACAAACACAACAAUCCCACAGCCACCCCCCCCAACGCACCUACGACGCAGCGGCCCGAGCGCGCCAACCACACACCGGGGACCCCGAGUCUACGCAGCCUCUCUAG